AUAACGUUUGCAGUUUUUGGCCAUUUAGGAGUCGCGAGUUUCUAGAACAUUCGAACAAACACCAGCAGUACCACACCAUGAUGUCUUGUUACCCUUUUCUUCUUCCUUGCUCCAUCAUUCUCACCUUCGUCGGAGCUUUCUUCUCCUCCCCCGCCGCCAUCAACCUAUCUCCUCCUUCAUUAACCUAAAACCAGACUAAUCGUUCACCCCUGUCGUCGCAACCCCUUCAACAUGUGUGAACGACCUCGCUAGGGUUUUAUGCCGCCUCUGAUGCAUCAGCAGCAACAAUCUCCGGCGGAGCCACAUCACCAUGUCCACCACAUCACCUUUCUGCCAACCGCUUUCUCUUUGCCCAUCGCUUCCUUCAACAGCCAGAGCUAAGUAUAAACUAUAUAACACCAAUAGUUCACUUAUUGGAGCCGCUCGCCUUUCAGCUUCUUCUUUUUCUUCAAGGUGUUUGAGAAAUAACUGGAGGUUUUUAUGCUUUAAAAAUGACAACUCUUCUUUGAAUCAUAACAUUCCUAAGACUGAAGAAGAUACUUUGCCAAUGGAACCAGAACCGGAAUCAAAUCAACCAAAUGUGAACCAUGGUUGGCUUUCAAACCUUAGACAGAUAUUUAGGGCAGAAGCAGAAGCAGAAGCAUGGACAGUGCCAUGGACAGGCAAGACCAUUGUUCAAGUAAUGCUCCUCUGGAUGGCCUCUUUCUGGUUUGUAGGCUCAUGGAUUAUUCCAUUUUUGGCUCAUACAUCCGGUUUCAGAAAAGACACAUUGACUUUCAGAGGCCAAGCAUUCUACAGCCUCUUAACUGAUGUAGCCGAAGGCAUCGCCGGAAUCGGAAUCCUUCAUUCCUGCCUUGCCCCAUUCCGCCCUCUUUCACCCGAUUGGUUCAGAUUCAGCUUCAAAGGCAACUGGCAGCUGGAUGUGGCCUUAGGCUGCCUUAUGUUCCCUUUAGUCAACCGUCUCUCACAAGUCAACCUCAAUCUCUUCCCAAUGCUCCCCCCUGCCCCUGUCACCGUCUCAAACGUGGAACGGUCGAUCCUUGCGCGGGACCCGGUCGCGAUGGCGGUUUAUGCGGUUGUGGUGUCGGUGUGUGCGCCCGUUUGGGAGGAGGUUCUGUUUAGAGGGUUUCUUUUGCCUUCUUUAACAAGGUAUAUGCCUGUUUGGUGCUCCGUAAUUGUGACUUCUUUAGCUUUUGCAUUCGCCCAUUUUAACAUGCACCGAAUGUUGCCACUUGUGUUUCUUGGGAUUGUUAUGGGUGCUGUUUUUGCACGAUCUAGAAACUUGUUGCCUUCUAUGCUCUUACAUAGCCUUUGGAAUGCCUUUGUAUUCAUAGAUCUUAUGAAGUGACACCCACCCC
Molecule: messenger RNA, 1358 nt
Organism: Lactuca virosa
Lineage: Eukaryota; Viridiplantae; Streptophyta; Magnoliopsida; Asterales; Asteraceae
Source: the annotation of a GenBank genome assembly